AUGCCAUCCUCUCUCGUCAGCCGCAAGAUGGCAUCGAAGAAGAGAAAACGACUGGUCGCCUUGCGAGACUUCAAGAGGCAAUUCUUGUCGGCCCAGGCGCAGGGCAUGUGUGGGAGCGGAAAGGCUUCGCCGCGCCGGGAGAAUGUCCAUUUUGCAACAACGGCAGGGUGCUAUUCGGGCACCCUCGAGAACGUGAUUCGACCUCGACCGAGUUUUCCUCAGCAUGCAGCCCAUUGCUCACAUCCGAUGGGGCCUUGCGGCCUGGGGAAGCGCCGGUCGACUUUCUACAAGAGGACAUGGUAUAACUAUGGGAGACGAACCAUCAAGGGCCGCGAUGCGGAGAGGAGCGAUGAGGCUUGCGGGAACCCGCGGGAGCUCAUUUCACGAAUGAUUUCCCCGAUUCUGCAGAGGGGUCUCGAAGAGGAGAAGCUGACCGGUCUCUGGUCUUGGUGCGCGGCACAGCUCAUCAACGCGACGCACCUGCUUUUUCAUGUACAUGCGGUUGGAAUCAACAACAUGCAGGCCAAGAAAUCUAUACAGGAGGCCCAGGCCGCGGAUGGCGUUCGCUAA
Colletotrichum abscissum is the source of this 570-nucleotide messenger RNA. RefSeq lists its product as uncharacterized. Lineage: Eukaryota; Fungi; Ascomycota; Sordariomycetes; Glomerellales; Glomerellaceae. The transcript is spliced from 2 exons. The record is from RefSeq and is a predicted model, not a curated record. Bases 1 to 570 code for a protein of 189 amino acids.